UUGUACUUGGCAGAAGAGACGCGCACGUUUACAGGUGAAAACCGAGGUCAAUGCAAACUCCGAACAGCCACCUGCAAGCAGACACACAUAAGUCUACUAAAAUCCAACUACAAGGAAAAGAAUUGAGGCGCACACUCUUUCAGACUCGACAAGGACUGGAGCUCUGAGAGGGGUUUACAGAGGGACAAAUGGAGACUGAGCCCUUGAAUAAAGUAUCCCUCAUUAAAGAUGAGCUGCAUCAGACCGGUGUGGAGUCGACAGACACGGAGAAGGUCAUCAAACACCUGACCAAGGAGCUGCAGGAGGCUCAGGCUAAAGCCAACACCGACAAGCAGAAAUGCUUAGAGUUGCAAGGUAAGCUGGAGGAGGAGAGGAAGGCUGGGAAAACGCAGUCGGAUCAGUCCACCAAGCAGGUUAAGGUCCUGCAGUCCCAGCUGCAGAACAUGCAGGAGGACAUGGAGACGCUUCGCGAGCAGCGGGACAGCGCCCUCUUCAGCAUGCGGCAGGAGGUGCGCACUGCCCAGGAGGAGGCCCAGGGCCUGCGCAAGACCCUGGAGACGACCGGUGCCCAGCGCGAACGCGAGAUCUCCAGCCUCAAGGGCAACCUGGAGACCGUCUCCACUGAGCUGGACAGAUGGCGGCAGGCGGCCUCCAAGUACGAGAAGGAGAUGAACAGCCUGCAGGCCAGCCACCAGCAGCAGAGCCAGCAGCGGGACAAGCAAGCCAAGCAGCAAGCUGGCGAGCUGGAGAAGUUUCAGCGGGAGUGUGCGUCGCUGCGCUCUGAGAAGCAGCAGGCAGCUGAUCAGCACCAGAAGAAACAGCAGCAGCUGGAGAAGGACCUGGACAGUGCGAAGAAGGAGACCGCCAGCCUGAGUGGCAGCCUGAAGGCGCUGCAGAAGAGCCAUGCGGACACGGAGCAGAGGCUGGCGGCCCUGCAGGACGAGCACCAGAGGGACACCGGCCGCCUGGAGACACAGCUGGAGCAGAGCAACAGCCGCACCAAGGAGCUGCAGAUGGAGUACGAGGUGACCCAGUCGGAGCUGUUGGAGCUGAGGGAGAAGAGUGAGCGGCUGGAGCAGGAGAAGGUGGCCGCGGUGGAGGAGCUGCUGCAGUGCCAAGAGAGCCUCAAGGCCCUACAGGAGAAGGGCAGCCAGGGCAAGUGGAUGUUGUGGGCGCCGGUGGCAGCAGCGGUGCUGGCGACGGUGACGCUGGUGGCAGUGGUCAAGAUCGCCUCCUGAGCCCUCAAGUCAUUACGUUGGCGUGGCGUGCUGCUUGUACCCAAAAUGUACACUUGUUACCCCCCUCCCCCUCCCCUCCCUCUCCCCUCCCCCUCCUCUGGCUGCCUGCCGUACCCUGUCUGUCCCCUCAACCUGCCUCAGACCUCACUCUAGAAACACACACACACACACACACACACACACGCACACAAACCGAUACAUGAACACACACAGAUACUUGUACACACACACACACACACACACACACACACACACACACACACACACACACACACACACACACACACACACACACACACACAGAUAUACAAAUAGACACACACAAAUAGAACCGCGCACACACUCAAAUGCAAAUAUCUUUCCAACUUACACAGUUGACAAAAGGCCUUAUAUUGAAAUGACAAUAAAUAUUGUAAAAAGUAUCAGAUUUAAGAGAUGGAUUAACAGUAUUUAAUCACCCUGUGACGUGCGCGUUCCUUGUCGUUCACCGAGUUGCAAGGAGGGCUUGCUCUUGUUCUCAUUGUUGUUUAUUUUUCCCAGAUAGUAUUUUUUUAAGAUCCAUAGAAGAUGGUGUGCUCAUCUCUGUGAAUUAUCCUAGCAUUUGUGGUGAUAAAAAUGCUUCGUGGCUCCGGCAGUGCUUUUGAUAAGACAUUAAAUAGUUGAAGAUCCCGUACAGCAAAUCCUACAAUUUAAAGCCUCUAAACUUUAAAAAGGGACAAAAAUAGACUGCUGAUGCCAUAUACAUUAACUGUUUGAAAAACCCACUCAAAUGGCAACCUAGUUGAUCAUAGCCUAAGUUUGAAUGUAUAGAAUGCGAGCACUUUAUACCAUGAAUUCAUUUUUUUGAUCAUCAGUUCUGUGCUUAAUGCUAUAAUCAUUGCAACUUUGACAUUUUUUCUCAGUGCAUUCCAACUCAUUAGCAUACAAUACAACACAGAUAAGUAAACUGUUGUGGUCAUUCAGAAGAUAUCGAGAGAUGUCUGUUAUUGUACACCUGUUAGUACGUGUUGUUGAGGUCUCUGUUGCAUAUUAAACACAUGGGGGUUUAACCUCUUUCAGUAUAAUCAUUUAAGUUCCAUAUGAGUAUACACUGCAUGAAGGAAUAUUCAUAUAUUCUAUGAAUACCUCUGUGUUUGUAUUACUUUCCCAUCUCCAUGAAGAGUGCUUUCCCCCUUUAUUUUGUCUUUAUUUUGUGCUAUGAGCAUAGCACAUCCUUUGAAGGCAGCUGAAAAGAAUAUGGUUGCAACUGAGGAAAGUUAAGUAAGAGUGACUGAUUAGUUAUUUGACAUUGUGUGUUCUAAAGAGUAUUAUAUUGGGUUUUGUUAAGGCUUUCUCAUCCUGUAAGUGCAAACAGUUUUACUUGAUGAAUAAAUGUAUUGACAUUAACUCACAACUAAAAUAUGGCAAUAAAAGUCAAUUCAUGUGA
This is a messenger RNA of Engraulis encrasicolus (European anchovy), 2664 nucleotides long. It is a transcript of the gene slmapb, whose product is annotated as sarcolemma associated protein b. The record is from RefSeq and is a predicted model, not a curated record. NCBI's taxonomy places the organism in Eukaryota, Metazoa, Chordata, Actinopteri, Clupeiformes, Engraulidae. The transcript is spliced from 10 exons. Bases 189 to 1238 code for a protein of 349 amino acids.